AUGUUUCUUUCUUGUUUGCAUUUCAGUUCGUUUUCUUUUUGUUCCUUCUUUUCUGUUCGUUCCGUUAUUUCUUUUUUUUUUUUUAAAUUUCCACUUCUUUUUUCCCAUCCUUCUUUCUUCCCCUUCCCUUUUUGUUCUUUCUUUGUUUUCCCCCUCCUUUUUCCUUUUCUCUUAUUUCGCCAUUUUUAUUUUUUCCCUUUGUUUUGCCUUUUUCUUUAUUUUUUUUUCCAUUUUCUUUUCUGCUUUGCCUUUUCCAUCUUUCCACUUUUCUCCUCAUUUACCUCUCAUAUUCAUUGUUCUUCUUGUUUUCCCCACCCUUUCGCAUUUAUCAUUCUUUCUUUUUCAUUUCAUAUUUCUGUUUUUUUAUGUUUUGGAAUUUUUUCUUCAUUUUCUUUUUUCUUUCUGUUUUCAUUUUCAUUUUUAUUUUCAGAUAUUUCUUUUUCUUUUCUUAUUUCCUUAAAUUAUCCUUCUCUUAUAUUUGAUUUCAUUAUGUUUCUCACGCCACUUAUUUUGUAUUUUUUGUUCUUUCUUUUUUCUAAUUCCUUUAUCAUUUGCCUUUUACUAUCUUUCUCUCUUUUUUUCUUUCAUUCUUUCUUUCUUUUCAUUAGUAUUCUGUUACUUUCUCUGCUUUAUUUCCUUUUCUUUUUCUUUAUAAUUUUAUUUUCAUUUCUUUCUUUUGCCAUUCUUUGCUUUUAUUAUUCUUUCCUUCAUUCUUUCCUUUUAUCGUUCUCUCUUUCUUUUUUGAUUUCUGUCUUUCUUUCUUUCUCUCUUCCCUUUCAUUGUUCUUCCUUUCAUUCUUUCUUUCUUAAUUUCCUUCUUUCCUUUUAA
Messenger RNA from Acanthosepion pharaonis, 828 nucleotides. NCBI's taxonomy places the organism in Eukaryota, Metazoa, Mollusca, Cephalopoda, Sepiida, Sepiidae. The record is from the annotation of a GenBank genome assembly.